Maniola jurtina (meadow brown) is the source of this 1021-nucleotide messenger RNA. RefSeq lists its product as uncharacterized. Bases 451 to 801 code for a protein of 116 amino acids. The transcript is spliced from 6 exons. NCBI's taxonomy places the organism in Eukaryota, Metazoa, Arthropoda, Insecta, Lepidoptera, Nymphalidae. The record is from RefSeq and is a predicted model, not a curated record.
UAAGCAAACACUGUAGACAUACAUUUUAUAUAUUUUUGAUGCAACUUUGCUUGUGUAACGCUCUAUAUCAAAGAAAGAAAAGACUAUUUUAUUCUAAUUGUUUCAAAGCUUCCAUGUGCAUCCAUGGUGAAAAACGUGUUUGUGGCUUGGAACCUACCACUGGAGAAGUAAGAUGGUUUCUCAAUACAUGUGAUAUACAUGAAUACAACUGCGAAUAUGGAACUAAAUUUAUAAAAUCACAAAGAAGUCGAUGUCGCCAUGUCCCACCAUUAUAAUACAAUCCUAUACUAGACAAUAAUAUUCUUAGAAUAAUGCGACAGGAAGUUUAGAUUAACCCUUUGGACAAUACCAUGUUUUAGUAAACAGCGGGAUAGGUAAAUGAAAAUAUAUGAAACGAACGUCAUUUGCGGUCAAUCCGUCGAUACGAAAAGCUAGCUACAAUCUUCAGCUAUGGUAUCCACUCAGUUGACAGCAGUAUUUCUUGCCACUGGUCUUCUGGCGAUAUUGGUGUCUUCGCAUGGGCCUCCACGCGACCGGGACAAUGAAGACAUCGCCAUGGGGCGGAAGGUAAAAAAAAUGGGACCUAAGUGGUGCAGUAUGGCGAAGGUGUGCAACCACGACCGCGUGCCGAUAUGCGGCAUCAGCCACGCUGGAGAUGUCAUGGGCUUCAGGGACCUCUGUGAUAUGUUUGAUUACAACUGUAUACGACGGAGGAACUAUAAGCAAACGGCAUGUCCGGAAGACAAGUCCAUCCUCACAGUAUCCCGUCGCCCGACCAAUACUUUUUAUGAUGACAAAUAACCAAUUCACCGUUAUCUAUUAAGACGUUUAUUUUAUUGUAAAACAUAAUAUUAAGUUUACAUAUAAGGAUUUCAGUUACUUAAUCAAUAUAAAGUAUUUACUGAUUUUUUUUCCAAUUAUUACACCAAUACUAUCUACACUGGAUCUAAAAGAUAACAAUAACCUAGUUUUCAAUAAUUCUGUUUAUAAGUAGCGAUGAGUUAAAAUAAGUGAUAGGUAC